Ascochyta rabiei is the source of this 612-nucleotide messenger RNA. RefSeq names its product Endoplasmic reticulum transmembrane protein 3. The record is from RefSeq and is a predicted model, not a curated record. Gene Ontology annotation, cellular component: endoplasmic reticulum; endoplasmic reticulum membrane. The transcript is spliced from 4 exons. Gene Ontology annotation, biological process: endoplasmic reticulum to Golgi vesicle-mediated transport; intracellular protein transport. The coding region runs from base 1 to 612 and encodes 203 amino acids. Lineage: Eukaryota; Fungi; Ascomycota; Dothideomycetes; Pleosporales; Didymellaceae.
AUGACGCUCUACUACAGUCUUGUCUUCCUCCUCCUGGUGACGGAGAUGCUCAUCUUCUGCGCUCUCAUUGUCCCGCUGCCGUUCACAUGGCGCCGCAAGCUCUUCACGUUCAUAUCAGAGAGCCCGAUCAUCGCCAAGCUCCAGUAUGGCAUGAAGAUUACUUUCAUCUUCAUCCUUAUCCUCUUUGUAGACAGCGUCAACCGUGUCUACCGCGUCCAGGUCGAGCUGUCGAGCUUUGGUGGCAACAACCAGCAGGGAGGACAAGCUCUCGGCGGAAUUGAGCGCAUGGAGGUCCAGGCUCGCAAAUUUUACUCUCAGCGCAACAUGUACCUUUGCGGUUUCACCUUGUUCCUCUCCUUGAUCCUCAACCGCACCUACGUCAUGAUCCUCGAUGUUCUCCGCCUCGAAGAGGAGCUCAAGACAUACAAGGGCGAGACUGGCACCAAGAAGGGUUCUUCCCUCAAGGACGUCCAGGGCGGCGCUGGUGAGGUUGGCAAGCUGAAGAACGAGCUCGCCGCCAAGGACCGCGACAUGGAGAACCUGAAGAAGCAGGUUGAGAGCAUGCAGAAGGAGUACAACCGCAUGGGCGACGAAGUCUCUGGCAAGCAAUAG